AGCCUUAAGUUUCUCUUCAAAUUCUAUACGGCUUAUUUCAUUGGCUGCGAAGCAUUUGAAGAUUAAUUUAAGAUAGUCUUAAAUAUUAAAUUUAACUAUGAAUACCGGCCUUAGACGAUCAUUACUGCGAUCCAUACCAAAACAUUCGCAAUUGACAGCAAUAUACUCGCAGUGAAUAAUGGAACGCAUCCUUGAUUUCGAUGGUGGACAGACAGCUGAUUCUUCCGGCUGCUGAAGAUCGCUGGUGUUUCUUUUGACGGGAUGAGAUUUUCUGUACAAUUAUGAUAAUCACUUGUAAUUAAAAACGUAAGAUUUUGUCUCUCGGCCUCAAAGAAUUAAGCGUCAAGCAUGAAUUUUACAGUCAGAAAGAUUUACGAGAGUUUGAGAAGUACGAAGUGUGUGCUCGACAGGAGAGCACACGUCUUACCUUUCGGCGGUGUGAAUACUCAAGCCAGAUAUAAAAGCAUCGCAACGAGACCUAAAGUUAUAAUAAAGAAUAAAUACGAACAGCACGACUCGGACAGUGGAUUGUAUGGAUAUAGCUUGUUGGCUAUACCCAUCAUUUGUUUUGGACUUGGCACAUGGCAAAUCAAUAGGCGGCGAUGGAAGUUGAAUCUAAUACACGAUUUAGAGCGACGUACUACAAUGGAGCCUAUCGAUCUUCCACUAGACCUGGAUGAACUCAACGACAAGGAAUACUAUUGUGUAAAGGUGAGGGGCAAGUUUAUAUAUGAGAGGGAAUUCCUGAUAGGGCCCAGAAGCCUCAUCGUGAAAGGACAAGCGUUGAGUGAGAAAGGCGGUGGUAUAUUCUCUGGCAGAUCGAGCACAGGAUUUUAUGUGGUCACGCCUUUCAAGCUAGAGGAUCGCGACAUAACCAUCAUGGUGAAUCGUGGAUGGAUUCCUAAAAAUGCUCGCUUAACGUACAAGCAGGAGAAAAAUAUUACAGACUCGAUGGAAAUCGUCGGCAUUGUUAGACUGGGUGAAACACGACCGCCAUUUAUACCUUCCAAUUCUCCUUCGAGCGGAGUCUGGCAUUAUAGAGAUUUAAAUGCGUUGGCCAAGGUGGCAGAAUCGGAGCCCGUGUAUAUAGAUUUAUUGAUUGGUUACGGCACGCCCAAAGGUCCGAUCGGCGGCCAGACGAAGGUGGUUUUAAGGAACGAGCAUUUAAGUUACAUAAUUACUUGGUACGGACUGUCCAUCAGCACUGCGUAUAUUUGGUACCGGUAUUUUAUACAAAAAUUGCCUGUCAUGUAGUUUUAUUUGUAUAGAGACUGAUGUGUGCGUUUCUCUAAAAUACAUACUAAAUUAUAAAAAUUGUUGAAAUAUAGUUGUAGAUACUCUUGUAGUUUGCGUCGUGUACAUCUCGUAGCAGAAUUAGACAGGGUGUCCUAGGAGCACUGUAUGUUCUUAAACAUGACAGUUCCUUCGGGAUAUUCUGAGACGAAAGUUCAAAUGUGAAAAUGGCUGCGAUAUCAUUUUGAAAUCGUACGCGACUAAAGUUGCCUAAUCGUACGGCUGACGUUUCCUGCGCUCAAGUAGGACGAUGUGGCGACGGUGAUACGGUUUAUACCAUGAAACGGAAACGACUUUCUCAAAAAAUCUGUACAAGCAUGCAAUGCGGCACGACCGCGUGGGUGACUCGGUGCGGGCGAACAGUCUGAGUUCGCGCUAAGCGAACGGGUGCAAAACUGGAGAAGAACAUGCGUAGCUCGUAACAUACUUUAUUUCACAAACAUAACAAGUGCGAGUGUGUAUCUCCGUUUCGCAGAAGUGUCGUCUAAUUGCCCCCACGGUGGGAAGAAACGCUCACCGGUAUUCCCUUUCGCUGACGUUAACAACAACAACGACGUCGACGAUGAUAAUGACGACGAAUCGACAGUGUUCUUCGCGAAACGCCGCCGACGGUGGUCAUGGUGUAUACACAAUUCACUUCAACGAAGCGUUCAGCAUAAAAAAUACCUUUAUACAAAUAUGAAAAUAUACAAUAUACAAGUUA
This is a messenger RNA of Dinoponera quadriceps, 1996 nucleotides long. RefSeq names its product surfeit locus protein 1 (gene Surf1). Gene Ontology annotation, cellular component: membrane; mitochondrion. The transcript is spliced from 5 exons. Lineage: Eukaryota; Metazoa; Arthropoda; Insecta; Hymenoptera; Formicidae. The record is from RefSeq and is a predicted model, not a curated record. Bases 349 to 1254 code for a protein of 301 amino acids. Gene Ontology annotation, biological process: mitochondrial respiratory chain complex IV assembly.